This is a messenger RNA of Paramuricea clavata, 3482 nucleotides long. The record is from the annotation of a GenBank genome assembly. NCBI's taxonomy places the organism in Eukaryota, Metazoa, Cnidaria, Anthozoa, Malacalcyonacea, Plexauridae.
AUGGCUGAAUGGGCAGAAUGUAACGCUUGCUCGACGACAGCAGAACCAGGCAGUCGUGGAACCGUUGAAGUUGAGGUAGUAGUGACCACUGGAGCUUCAAUAACCUCACCGGGUAGCUCUGGUUGCGAGAGUGGUGUUAGGCGUCGAGUUACUUCAGCUGUUACGGUUGACACUAUUUGCUCAAGUAGCGCAGGCGAAAUGGCUGAACUUGGUCCCGUUGAUGUUGUGGCAAAAUUGACUGGAGCCACUGCGGGAAGUGUGGAUGUCGAGGCAGCACUACUGGGGCUGUUGGUGGCGAGCGCUGUAGCUGACACUGACGAACGACUCCUCCGAGGGCGCCGAGAAGGCGGUUGAUUGGGCACAGAAGUUGUGGCUGUGCGUUUCGAACGUGUGUUGUGGUUGGACUGCAUGAUGAGCUGAAAGAAAUGACUUUUAAAACUAUUAGAACACAGCCAUGCCGAAGAUUUAGUCGCAUACGUAUGCGCAUGAGAAUCAAUGAAUCGUAAAAAUUCAAUUGGUUGGGUCAAGCCUGGCCACACGAAGGUGACCGCACCACUGAGCCCGAAAUUUGUACUUAAAACAAAAGACAUAUGACAAAUUGGUCAUAAAUAAUAACACAUAGUAUAGAUACAGUGAGGGCGAAGCCUCAACAAAAUCGCAGCGAAGUGCGAUUGGUGACGUUUAAAAUCACAGCGAAGUGUGAUUGAUAAUAACAUAAUGACAUGAAGGGCGAAGCCUCCAAUCUUUAUAAAUGUAAAAGAUUAAAUUAGAGGGCGAAGCCUCCAAAUAUUUAACAUAUAGAGGAGAUAAACCCCUCUAGCUUAAAGUAACUGCAUGGCUUUGAGUAUUGCACCCCGGUAGCUACGGUACAAACGAUAUUGAGCUCUGCGCGUAAAAUGUACGCCAUCGGGUAAAAACGGUGAGAUAGAUGAGCGAGUGAAGCCCUUAUGGCUCCAACAAAAAACAUUAUGUAUGCCAUUAAAUAUUACUGUUAGGUAUUGAUUUAGAAUCCUAACUUUUGCGUUAAACUCAGGGGAGGAGGCUCGAUCAGAUACCAAGCAAACCCCUAUAACUCGGAUAGAAGUUACCCCAAGUAAUAAAUGAACCAAGUCGUCUAUUUUGGAACCCACAGUUUCGGGUUUCAUUAAAGGCAAAUCAUUGGUCCCAACCUCUAAAAUCACUAUGUUGGGUUGGAACUUCUGAACGUAUCCAAAAUCGUAUUUCACGAGCUUGUCCACCGUCCGUCCCCCAAUACCAUGUAGUUUAAUGGAGACAUCGGGUAAAUUAAAAUUUAAGGCAGCCCGCAUAUCAAAUUGAGUCGUCAAAUCCCGAUGCAGGCGCCUGACAAAAGAAUGACCAAAAACUAGAACUUUGGGGCGAGACAAAGCCAUAACAAAUAAAAAUUGACUCUUAUCGUCACUUUAAAUGAAAGAUAUACUAACCUGGCAAAGUACGCAGGAAGAAGUCGAAGAAUAAGUUCAAGUGUUUCGCUCUGAUACAAGUUGUGUCCACUUAUGAAAUCACUUGUGCUAUAUCUUCGUUUAUAUGCCAAGAAUCCGACCUUGAUCUUGGCACUGUUACAUAGUUUUAGGCACUGAAAUUUCCUGCCUCUUCAACCGGCGCAAGAUAAAGCUAUUAUGUCAUCUAAUCGUGUUAAUCCAGGCGUGACAUAAAAAUCCAUAUUUCCUGGGAAAUAUUUUUAUUUAUCUAAACAUCAAUAUGGUUUCAGAAAAAAUCGGUCAACUGAACAUGCUAUUAUUGAAUUAAUUAACUGACAAAAUAUCAAAAGCUAUAGAUGAAGAUAAACUUACAAUCGGUAUUUUCCUUGAUUUAUCUAAGGCUUUUGAUACAGUAAACCACAAAAUUCUUUUUAAGAAACUUGAACAUUAUGGUACAAGAGGAAAUGGUCUUAAAUGGUUUGAAAACUACUUAUGUAUGAGUCAAAUCCAACCGCGAUCAGCCUCCCCCCGGGCAUUUGACUUACGAUUACCCCCGUAUAGGCAGGCAUUUGAUGGAAGUUUAUUCCGCCCUGUCGGGCAUUUGACCACUUGACAACUUGCUCAGCGGUUGUCCCUAAAAUAUGCGUACACUCUAGCGCUUCGGGAGUUUUUUACUUUUCGUCUUUUCGAUAGUUUUAAUAAAAGAAUUGCUUUUCAACCACGAUAUUAUCAAUAUGCCAAUUAUUUAAAGUUUGGAAUAAAGCAAAAACAGUCCGAAAGGCUGUAUUGACAAAUUCUUAUGCAGAGUUUAUUUUAAAAGGUGAGUGUUUGUACAUUUUCGGUAUUCUAUUGAAACCCACAAGGCUAUUUUUAUGUUUUAGCUUUUUAUUUUUUUGUUUCAACCUCUUAUUUUUAUGUUUCAACCUCUUAUUUUUAUGUUUCAACUUAUAUAUUUUUGUGUUUUUUAACAAUAUCUUUUCACUUUUGAUUUUAAGCAUUUCAUUUUGGUAUUUUUUUGGUAUUAACAGAGAAAAUGCUACACUUUCCACCUGGCAUCAAGCUGUCAAUAAAGCAGCCUAUCAUCUGGCAAAGGAAGAUCCAGAUCUGUUGUACGCUUGUGCACAAUUGAAGACAAAUGCUGAAAGAGAGGCUCGCAAAACCUACAUCUUUAAGAAAAAAUUGGGAUCCUGCAGUGUUCAUGUUGAACCUCGGAAUAACCUGAAGAGACCUAAAAUCAGUUCAAGCGAGCGGAAUGAAAAAAUCUCAUCCCUAUCUAUCCAGAUAGAUUUAAUAAAAAAGCAAAUGUCAUCAAAACAACUACUUUGCAACAAAACUUCCACUGUGAAAGAUUUUGCCCUGUGUGAAAGGCUGCAAGGAGAAAUGCGAAGUCUAUUCAAAGAGAAAGAGAGUCUAGAAGGUCAGCUUAAGAUCCUGCAAACAAAGGCGAGAAAAAGUAAUUGGUAUGAGAAAAAGAGAAAGUCCUCUUUGCCACCACCUGGAAAUUCAACCCCUGCUUCAGUAGACAUCAGAACUCUGUUUACAAACAUGCAAAAGUCAGCAGAAAGCACAUCUUCAGAAAUACAAGCUCAAGAUUCCAUUGAAUCUACAGAAUGAUGAUGACGUGGUAGAAGUUCCAUUACCAUUCUUUCAAAUGAAGGAGAUCAAGAUAUGUUAAUUGUUUCUUCUUCAGAUAAGGAGAGGCCAGUUAACGAGACCAGAGAAGGAACAUUGUCAUCAACAACAAGCUGCAUAAAAGAUUAUGAUACAGAUCGUACAGUGGCACAUACUGAAUCGAUUUUUGCCUUUGACGAGACUUCUUUGGCUAGCAGAGAUGAAGAGAAUAUAGGAGUUGUUCCAACGGCUAAAUUUGGCGAAGAAAAAUUGAAUGCCGGUAACGUAUCUUUUUCAGAGAUUUGUGAAUUUGAUGGAGAGGGAAAAUUAGAUGUUGUUUCGCGUGAACAACAGGAAGUAUCUGUUUAUGCUAUCAAUGAAGAAGAGGAACAUUACGGUGGCCCAGAAGGGACACCACUGUCAACAGAGUGA